ACCUUUACCAUAGCAACCAUGGCAGAGACUGACAGUAAAACCGACGCAGAUUCAAAGCAAACUGUUGAACUUGGGGAGGAUUUGAAACGCUACAAUGCACUGCUACAAGCAGAGAUCGAUAUGUUUGAGCGCUAUAUUAGUAGGAUGGAUCCACAGACAGGAUCAGAGACUUCAGCGUCGCAGGAGAUGGGAACGAGUCGAGGAAGGAAGAGUAGAGUACGAACUCCAGAGAGGCCACAGAUGCUGACACUGGAACAGAAAUUUGAUGUCGCCCAAAGCGUGCAUAAACAGUUGAUCCAGGAUCUGAAGAGACUACAACACCGUUCAGAGAGAGCACUGGACAAUUACAAGGCAACUCUGGAGGAAGCUGAUAUCCACUUGGCGGAGGUUAAAAAAGAAAGUCUUAAUUUUGAUUUUGACAUUGGUAAAGCAUUGUGGGACAAGACAAAUGUGACCAUGAGCGCUGAGAAGGUCAUCAGAUACACUGAGGAUAGGAUAAGGGCCAAGGACAGCCAGAUUGAGAAGUUGCAUCGGAAGAAUGUCGCACUCCUUGCACUAAAGAGAAAAUUGCAGCUCCAGCUAAAACAACAGGAGGAGAUGGCUGAGGGGUUGACAGCGUUGGAUUUUGAACACCUCAAGAUUGAGAACAUCAAAUCUCGAAAAAGAAUGGAUGAACAAAACCACGAACAUCUUAAACUCAAACUGCUUGCAGGGAAAACCUUGCAGACCUUGAACUCUAAAAAGGAGAAGCUUCAUACCUUGACAAACGAGUCAGAUGCUCUGAGCAGCGACAUUGCCUCACGUAUGAAGCUACUGGUUAAGAUUGAAGAGGAGACCAAGCAAGCAGAAGGGGAGUGCAGCAAAGCAGAGGCUCUGAACAGUAAGUUGAGGGGCCAGUUGGCUGACUUUCGUGUUCCACAUGUUUUAGAAUAUAUCAAAGUUAAAGACUGCCACAGCCAGUUGGAGAACAAUGUAAAAGCAUGGGAACGCAAGGUGGAGAUUGCUGAGAUGGCAUUAAAAACAUACACUAAAGCCUGGGACAAGCUUCGCAUUGCUGCUGGAGCUGGACCAGCAUGUGCACGACAAGCAGCACUAGAUGUGGAAUUGUGUGGGCUUUGACACCAAAGAGCUAUUGUGUCCAAAAUUAUCUCAAUGCCAGCUAUCACACCUUUUUAUCAAAGGAUGCCCAUUCUAUCUUGCAUUUUAUGCUAUAUUCCAGUAUAAAAACACCAGACAUUAAUAUAAACAAUAAAAGAAAUUCAAACAUUUAUAAAUGACAAAUAAUUACACAUUAUUAAUAAAAAGGUUUAUUAGUUAGUGCUGUGAAUAUUAAAUGCUACAUACAGAUUUCAGCAUGAAUGUCACAUCAACCGCCACAUUAAGUUUUCUUACUAGCUCAUUCACAAUCUACAAUUUGAAAAAAAAAAAAAAAAAAAAAAGAAA
This is a messenger RNA of Myxocyprinus asiaticus (Chinese sucker), 1443 nucleotides long. RefSeq names its product coiled-coil domain-containing protein 113-like. The record is from RefSeq and is a predicted model, not a curated record. Gene Ontology annotation, biological process: cilium assembly. Lineage: Eukaryota; Metazoa; Chordata; Actinopteri; Cypriniformes; Catostomidae. Bases 19 to 1119 code for a protein of 366 amino acids. Gene Ontology annotation, cellular component: axoneme; ciliary basal body. The transcript has 8 exons.